This is a messenger RNA of Gavialis gangeticus (Gharial), 3473 nucleotides long. It is a transcript of the gene CLCN2, whose product is annotated as chloride voltage-gated channel 2. The transcript is spliced from 24 exons. The coding region runs from base 1 to 3183 and encodes 1060 amino acids. Gene Ontology annotation, biological process: transmembrane transport; chloride transport. The record is from RefSeq and is a predicted model, not a curated record. Gene Ontology annotation, cellular component: membrane. Lineage: Eukaryota; Metazoa; Chordata; Crocodylia; Gavialidae. Gene Ontology annotation, molecular function: voltage-gated chloride channel activity.
AUGUAUGGGCGCUACACGCAGGAUCUGGGGGCUUUCGCCAAGGACGAGGCGGCUCGCAUCCGGGUACAGCAGGAGCGCUGGAAAGCCUUCCCCAGGGAGCGCCUGCGCCCCCCAGAGCUGCUGGAGUACAGCCAGGGCCGCUGUGCCCCCUGCCGCAUCUGCACCGUGCGGUGCCAGAAGUUCCUCGUCUCCAAGGUGGGCGAGGACUGGAUCUUCCUCAUCCUGCUGGGGCUACUCAUGGCGCUGGUGAGCUGGGCCAUGGACUUUGCCAUCGCCACCUGCCUGCAAGCCCAGAAGUGGAUGUACGGGGGCCUGGAUGCCAACAUCUUCCUGCAGUACAUGGCCUGGGUGACCUACCCGAUGGUGCUCAUCACCUUCUCCGCCGGCCUCACCCAGAUCCUGGCCCCACAGGCUGUCGGCUCUGGCAUCCCCGAAAUGAAGACCAUCCUGCGGGGCGUGGUGCUGAAGGAGUACCUCACCCUCAAGACCUUUGUGGCCAAGGUCAUCGGCCUGACCUGUGCCCUGGGCAGCGGGAUGCCCCUGGGCAAGGAGGGCCCCUUCGUCCACAUUGCCAGCAUGUGCGCCGCCCUGCUCAGCAAGUUCCUCUCCCUCUUUGGGGGCAUCUAUGAGAAUGAGUCCCGCAACAUCGAGAUGCUGGCGGCUGCCUGUGCCGUGGGAGUUGGCUGCUGCUUCGCUGCCCCCCUCGGAGGGAGGGCACCGCGCGUCCUCUUCAGCAUCGAGGUCACCUCCACCUUCUUUGCCGUGCGCAACUACUGGCGCGGCUUCUUCGCUGCCACCUUCAGCGCCUUCAUCUUCCGCGUCCUGGCCGUGUGGAACAAGGAUGAAGAGACCAUCACAGCCCUGUUCAAAACCCGCUUCCGCCUGGACUUCCCCUUCGACCUGCAGGAGCUGCCCGCCUUCGCCGUCAUUGGGAUCGCCAGCGGGUUCGGCGGCGCCCUCUUCGUCUACUUCAACCGCAAGAUCGUGCAGUUCAUGCGCAAGCAGAAGACCAUCAAUCGCUUCCUCAUGAAGAAGCGCCUGCUCUUCCCCGCACUGGUCACCCUGCUCGUCUCCACGCUGACCUUCCCACCUGGCUUCGGACAGUUCAUGGCUGGCCAGCUCACGCAGAAGGACACGCUGGUGACCCUCUUCGACAACCGGACGUGGGUCAAGCAGGGCCUGGCUGACGAGUUUGAGUAUGUGGGCAUCUCCGAGGCCUGGCGCCAUCCCCGCUCUAAUGUCUUUGUCACCCUUGUUGUCUUCAUCCUCAUGAAAUUCUGGAUGUCGGCCCUGGCCACCACCAUCCCGGUGCCCUGCGGAGCCUUUAUGCCCGUCUUCGUCAUCGGCGCAGCCUUCGGGCGGCUGGUUGGGGAGAGCAUGGCAGCCUGGUUCCCAGAUGGCAUCCACGCCGACAGCAACACCUACCGCAUUGUGCCCGGGGGCUACGCCGUGGUAGGGGCGGCUGCGCUCUCGGGGGCCGUCACCCACACGGUGUCGACAGCCGUGAUCGUGUUCGAGUUGACGGGGCAGAUCUCGCACAUCCUGCCCGUCAUGAUCGCCGUCAUCCUGGCCAACGCCGUGGCCCAGAGCCUGCAGCCCUCGCUCUACGACAGCAUCAUCCGCAUCAAGAAGCUGCCCUACCUGCCCGAGCUGGGCUGGGGUCACCACGAGAAGUACAAUGUGCGGGUGGAGGACAUCAUGGUGCGGGACGUGCAGUACGUCACCCUCAACUGCAAGUACCGCGACCUGCAGGAUGUGCUGCACAGCACCAAGCUGAAGAGCCUGCCGCUGGUCGAGUCAGCUGAGUCCAUGAUCCUGCUGGGCUCCAUCGAGCGGGCCCAGGUGGUGGCACUGCUGAGCAACCAGCUGAGCCCAGCACGGCGCUGGCAGCAGGCGCAGGACCGGGCACAGGCUUCAGCCCCGCGGAAGGGGCCCAGCGAAAAGCUGCAGGAUGGGGGCGAGGAAGAGGGCAGCGCCGCUGACACAGGCGUGCACUUCCAGAUCAGCACAGAGGAGUCCUCCUUUACCCCGUCCCACGGAGACACCCGCAAGCCCCUGAAGCCAGCGCUCAAGCGAGUGCCCAGCAGCUUGGCCGAGAGCCCCACAGCUGGCAGCACGGACACCUCAGGCAUCGCCCUCAAGAGCCUCUUCUGUGCCAAUGCCACCACGGAGCCUCCUGAGGAGGCAGAGAGAUCAGCAGGGUCUGAAAAGCGCAAGUCGAAGCGCGUCCGCAUUUCCGUGGUGGUAAGUGCGUUGGGCAGGGCCUGCAGUUUUGCACCCCACUUACAGGUGGGAAAACUGAGGCACAAUGCCAGACCCCUGCCCAGGGCCAAGCGCCCCCAUGGCACCAGGCCUGGGCAGCUCCAGAGGGGCCCACAGAGCAGGGGUAGCCCGUUUCCCCCAUGGGGCAGGGCAGGGAGUGGCUCUACGGUCAGCCCAGCCGCCUGGAGAAAGGGGCAGGAGUGGGUGCAGGGAGCAGAGAGCAGGCAGGGGCAUGCUGCUGGCUCCUGUGGGCACAGGGCAGGAGUACCAGCCCAGGGCAUGGCAAGAAAAAGGGGGAUCUGGUGCUCAGCUCUGAGCCGCAGGGCUGGAAGAGAGCCCUGGGAUCCCUUGGUUGGUGCCCACAUGGGCACACACUCCCACAUGCACAUCUCCCUACCGGCCUGGCACUCUCCAGAUGCCUCUUCUGUGGCUGGGAGCCCCCCCGGCUCCUGGUGCCCAUGCCCCUCCUCAUCCCCUUGCCCUCUUCUCUUGCAGGAUGAGUACCAGCCAGGCGACGAGAUGAACCCGUCGGAGAUCAGGGAGUGGGAGGAGCAGCAGCUGGAGCAGCUGGUGAACUUCAACAACAGCAAGAUUGACCCGGCCCCCUUCCAGCUGGUGGAGCGCACCUCCCUGCACAAGACUCACACCAUCUUCUCGCUCCUGGGUGUGGACCACGCGUACGUCACCAGCAUCGGGCGCCUCAUUGGCAUGGUGUCCCUCAAAGAGCUGCGCAAGGCCAUCGAGGGUUCGGUCACAGCCAAAGGCGUGAAGGUCCGCCCGCCCCUGGCCAGCUUCCGGGACAGCACAACCAGCAGCAGUGAGCCCGAGACCACCAGCAUCCACCAGCUGUGGGACCGGCGCCAGCGCCAUGCCCUGCCCCGCGAGUCCAGCCCCUCCGAGACCGACGACAAGUGCCAGUGAGAAGAGCGCCCUUGUCCCCUGCGGCCGCACUGCUGCUCGCCACUGCCGCAGGGCGGCCUCUCGCCAGGCUGGGGGGCAGGGCAGAGCCACAGGAAGCCACUGCCACCCUUGCGCACCCGCUGCUAGAGGAGGAGCUGCGUGGACCCGGCUCCAGGGCCUGGCUGCGGGGGGCAGGGGAGAAGGGCCCUGCCUGGGCAUCCAGCCCAGUCCACUCUGCAGGGGCAUCUCGUCCACAGCCAGACCUGGAUUCUCCCCACCCUCCCUGCUCACCCGGCCCCCCGCCACCCUCU